Mytilus trossulus (common blue mussel) is the source of this 8407-nucleotide messenger RNA. Its product is annotated as fas-binding factor 1-like. The record is from RefSeq and is a predicted model, not a curated record. The coding region runs from base 176 to 4417 and encodes 1413 amino acids. Gene Ontology annotation, cellular component: ciliary basal body; centriole; ciliary transition fiber. Gene Ontology annotation, biological process: cilium assembly; establishment of epithelial cell polarity. NCBI's taxonomy places the organism in Eukaryota, Metazoa, Mollusca, Bivalvia, Mytilida, Mytilidae. The transcript is spliced from 31 exons.
CUGGUUCCUGGUUGAAAAUAACCAACAACCCUAUUCUCCAAUGUUGAAAUAAACGUAAACUAAAGGAAGCAGAUAAUGUCUACAAGAAAAUGAUUUGUUUGAAAGAUUUAAAAGAAAUGUUUAAAGCUGUACAUCUAUAGAUACGUUUCUGUUGAUUGGAACAUUCAAAUACACCAUGGCUAAUGCUUGGACACCUGGUGGCAAGAAACAGCAAAAGGGAAAGAAAAGUUCUGAUGGUCUUGAUGAUUUACUUGGAGAUCUGCUUCAUGAAGAUUCCUCACCAAAAAAGAAAAGUCCACCUUCACAUGCUCCUGCUGUAAGAACAAGAUCACAAGAAGGAAAGAAGCAGGGGUCUAAGGAUGAAGAUUUCUAUAGUAACAUUGCUGCUAGUGCUGAAGAUGGACUUUCUGAUGUAUCAGAAGCUGAUGUCAAAGAGAUGGCACAAAGUAUUAAGGAUUUAGAAGAUAUGGAUGCUGACUUAUUUGGAGGAAAACUAAAGAAAAAGGGAAGUACUAAAGGAGGAAGUUCUAGUAAAACAAAUACACCUCGUCGAGGAGGUACUCCUAGAUCUCGUAGUACUACACCACGAGCUGUAUCUCCCCAACAGAGAGUGACUUCACCUCAGGCUAGAGUAACCUCCCCUACCUCCAAAAGUCCAGUAGGAGCAGGUGGACCUACAUCAACCUGGGAUCAGCCUACCAGUCCCAGAGGUGGAUCUAGAGAAAGGCCUGGUAGUGCUGGCAGUAAGGGUGGGGUGACAUGGAGUGAUCAGCCAACCAGUCCUAGGGGAGUGUCUCGAGACAGACCAGAAAGUGGGGGUAGGAAAUCUGAGGCAUCAGCUCCAGUGUAUAAACAGCAGGAUGUAACUAUUCCAAAACCUAGUACAGCUCCAGGGAAAAUGAAUGACAUAUAUAAUGGUAAUGGAUCAGAGAGUUUAAGACCAGGUGCAACACCACCUCAAGAGAGACCAGGAACUGUACCAAAGGCCAAACCAAAGUAUGAUUUUGGAGAGUUUAAUGAAGAUGAUCCUUUAGCUGGUUUAUUGAGUGAUGAUGAAGAUGAUGAUUCCUGGGCGACAAAACCUGCUACAAAAAGAUCCUCAUUGAAAAAGAAGGAGGAACCAGUUGUCAAAAAACAGGAACCAGAACCUGUUAAAAUAGUUGAAGAACCAAAGAAGAAUCUGUAUGAUAGACCUCCAACUAGGAGUGGAGAGAACAAAAAGGUUGAUGAAGAGCCUGAAACAGCAGUAUCUAAACAAGUUGCAGCUAGUAAAAAGAAGGAAGAUGCUGGUAUAUUCAGUGAUGAUGAUGAUUUCUUGGGAGGGUUAGGUAUAGAAGACAAAGGCUCAGCGCCAUCAACAGCUUCUAAACCAAAGCCAGAGAUAGAAGAUUUUGAUAGUGAUUCUGAAGAAAAGCCAGCACCACGAAUGUUCGACAAGUUACUGGGUAAAGACAGCAGUGCCACCAAACAUUUGGAAACAAAAGAAAGAAAGGAAUUUGUACUAGAUAAGAAAUAUACACAGCCAGAAGAAGAAGAUGAAGAAGAUUAUGCCUUUGGAAGUUACAUGCCAUCAGCAGGAUCAGCUAGUGGGGGUUCAAGACCAGGUUCUCGUAGAUCUGUCAGAUUUCAAGAUGAAGAUGAUAUUUUUGGUUUUGACAAGCCUCCAUCUAGAGGCAGAUCACCUGCUACCAAGAAACCAGAAGGAAUGGAGUGGCUUGACCACAUGAGUCCUUCCCCUAGAUCUACACCCACCAAAGAAACAGUAGGCAAAGAUGAAGCAAUCCCCGCUAAAGAGUCCCCAACAAAGGAUGCUCCUUCUAAAGAGCCUACUAGUGCCUCAAAAUCAUCAACACCACCAGGUGCUAAAACUCCGUCAAAAACAAUGAACAAACCAAAAGUUGACCCAUUUGAAUAUCUGGGUUUGAAAGAUGAUGAGGAUGAUGGCUUUGAAUGGAUGAAGCCAAAACAGCCUGAAGUUAGACCAGGAACAGGAGAGCAGAGACUUGCCCCAGUUACUCCACCCCAGUCUAAAGUACCAGAUCAUCUAAAGUUUGAACAGAAACCAGCUGAAAUGGAUCAGUCACCUGAUGAUUAUCUUGGUCUUGGUGGUGAAGUGGAUCUAGAUUCAAUGUUAAAAAAGACUCCAGAUUCUCCAUUGUUUGGUGGAAGUCGUGUAUCAGAAUCACAAAGAGAUUUAUUUUCUACCCCAGCUAAGAUAGAUCACACACCAACUUGGGAAUCAGGUUCCAGAAGAAAGAAUUCAAGAUCUGGUAGUGCAGAUAGAGGAGCAGACCUUUCAUUCCAAAGACAGUCUUCCAUUUCUGACGAUGUUAAAAUAUCUGAACACCCAUCAACUCAACUACAGCAAAAGGAUAUCAGUCAGCAUGAUUUUCUGUCCAACCAAUCAGAAUCUACUUUCCAGUCUUCCAAACCAGAGCCUAACUUCCUGUCACAUAGACAGGAACCAGAUUUUCUGUCCAGUAAACCAGAAUCUGAAACAAGAACAACAGAUUUCUUUAACUUCAGUAUGGCAGAUAAACAGAGACAAAAAGAGGCCAGAGCUCAGAGUAGUCCUGAGAAAGGAAGCUAUCCAUCAGAUCAGAUGUCACAACAACAGAUGCAAGCAUUUCUACAACUACAACAACAACAGUAUCAACAGAUGCUUCAGAAUCAGCAACCAAUGUCUAGUGUACAGUCAGACAGAUUUGCAAGAAAUAGUGGUAUGACACUUGGAAUGGACCCAGAGACAAGGAUAAGAAAACUAGAGAUAGAAAUAGAUUGUGCCAAUUCUUUACUAGAAUCAACAAAGAGGAGACACCAGGAUGAGAUAAAAGAUAUAGAAAGUUCUUACAAUACAAGAUUACAGAUGUUAGAAGAAACACACACAAGUAAAGAGAAAAGACUGAGAGAGGAAAAUGAAUAUAUGAUGUCGCAGCAUUUGACUAAAAUAAGAGGAAUAGAACAAGACAAGUCCGAUAUAAUCACACAGAACUUUAAAAAGAUAGAGGAGAUAGAAAGAGAAAAAAUGGAAGAUCUCUCAAAAGUAAAAGACAUUCAUAGGAAUGCAAUUGAACAAUUGAGGAAGGAUCAUGAAGAAUCCAUUCAAAGGUUAAAGUCAGCUAAAAACAGUCAGAUAGAGGCUGUAGCUAUAUCACACGAUACUACAAGAUCAUUGGCAGUAGCUGUAGAAAUGAUACAGACUAAUGCUAGAGAUGUUGGAGAACUUCAGAAAAAGUUGGAUCAGUGGCAUAGUAUGGGAAUGGAUGAACGAGAGAUAGCUAUCAGAUCUAAAGAUGAACAAUUAAAAAUAUUACAAGAAAGACUAAGAAAGCAGCAAGAUGAUAAUGAUAAUGAAAGAAAACGUUUAGAGGAUCUUAUUACAAGAUUGGAAACACAAAUCAGAGAGCAAAGCAGAGUACAUGAUGAGGAAAGAUGGAGUUUAAAGCAAGAACACAACAGAAUGCAGAGUUUACAGACUACGCUAGAGGAGGAAAGACGACUCUGGACAGAACAACAAGCCAGAGAAAGGACUAAUAUUGAAAAAAUCAGGGAAUCACUAUUAGAAGAACAGAAAUCUGUUUUAUCACAACUACACAGAGAAAGGCAGGCCUUAGCAGAAGAAAGAACACAAUUUAUGGUGACACAGAAAACACGCAGAGAUGAUCUUGAAAAUUAUAGUGUCAAACUUUCUCAGGCUAAGACAGAAUUUGAUGCUAUUAUGAAAGUUAUAUCAGAAGAGAAGAACAAAUCAUAUAGCAGGAAGGAAGAAUUAACAAAAGAAGAACAAAGAAUAGAAGAAGAAGGAAGCAAACUUCAAUCAGAGAAAGCUAAACAAAAAGCCAAGGAAGAUGAACUGAUAGAACAUGCACAGUUAAUCAAAGAGAAAUCGGAACAAGUGGACGAAUACUAUUUAGAAGCAAACAGUAAAUAUGAAGAAGGAAUGAUGGCAUUAGAGGCUUCACAGAGAAUAGAGGCUGAGGAGAACCAGAGGCUAGAUAAAAUACACAAACAGAUGCAGUCACUACAGAAUAAGGAAAAACAAAUAUCAGAGGAAAGACUCAGACUUUCAAAGGAAAAGAAGGAAGUAGAAAAUUUGAGAAGUGCUGCUCUGUGUCCUAACUGUAGAUCACCAUCGUCAGGGAAUAAAAUGGUUGUUAUGCAGUCAAAUGGUCAUAUGACUAAUGGAACAGUUAGUGACCAGUUUCCUGGUGUGCCUGCUACAACUUAUCCUGUACAUUACCAGAAUACCUCACGUCCACCAUCAGGCCAUGUGUCACUUAAUUCAGUCACAGAAUCUAUUAAAGCUGAUCGAUCUAUCAGAAUGUGGAAAAUGGAAGCUUUUAAGGAUCAGAAAUAUUUAGAAGAAGAAAGUUUAUUUUUAUAUACCCUAAAACAGAUGCCAUACAGUAAUCCAUGAAUAUGAAUGCUUAGAAAAAUCAGUAAUGUGCCAAGUUAAAACUGUCUAAAGUUUUAUAUGAUAACAGUGUUUUAUCUGUCUAAAAUACUUAAUGUUUAAAUGUUGAGACAGUGCUUUUUAUGUGGAGUAUACUUGUCAGAUAUAACUGUUUUGUGAUUCAGAUAUAUGAAAAAAAGUGUUCAGUCAUGAAUGUGUAAGAUAGUUGUGUAAUAUAGUCAUCAAAAAGUAAAUCAACAUUUAAAAGACAGUUUUUUAGAAAUGUGUUUUAAUGGUAGUAGUAUGGAAAGGUAUAGAAAGUAGUUUCUCUUUGUUGUGUUUUAAAUGUUGGUUUCAUUUUAGCUCACCUGGCCCAAAGUCGUUAUCUUUUACAAAAAUCUUCUCCUCUGAAACUACUGGGCCAAAUUAAACCAAACUUGGCCACAAUCAUCAUUGGGAUAUCUAGUUUAAAAAAUGUGUCCGGUAACCCCAAGAUGGCCACUAUGGCUAAUAAUAGAACAUAGGGGUAAAAUGUAGAUUUUGGCUUAUAACUCUGAAACAAAAGCAUUAAGAGCAAAUCUGACAUGGGGUAAAAUUGUUUAUUUAUUCAAGAUCUAUCUGCCCUGAAAAUUUCAGAUGAAUCGGACAAUCAGUUGUUGGGUUGCUGCCCCUGAAUUGGUAAUUUUAAGGAAAUUUUGCUGUUAUUGGUUAUUAUCUUGAAUACUAUCAAAGAUAGAGAUAAACUGUAAUCAGCAAUAAAGUUCAGUAAAGUAAGAUCUACAAACACAUCACCUUCAUCAAAACACAAUUUUGUCAUGAAUCCAUUUGUGUAAUUUGUUUAAUAUGCACUUAUACCAAGGUGAGAGACACAGGCUCUUAAGAGCCUCUAGUUAUGGUAUUUUUCGAUGUGAAAAAAUCUUAUCUAUCUCACACUAAGUUUUGUAAAACUUUAGUUUAAAAACUUCCAACAUCAAAUGAUCUGCUGAAAGCAAUUUUUUAAGUCUGAUUAAAGUUUUAGAAUUGAAAUUGUUUGAUUUUAAAGAAUGAUUUAUGAUUCUUUUAUUUUCAAAUGUACUUAUUCAAACAAUAGAUAUGUGUUAAAAAAAUCUUCCAAUGUCAUUGAUAUACAUUUUACUCAUAAAAUAUUUUAUGAUUCAAAUAAUGUCUGAACUUAAAAGAUCAGGUGCCGUCCAUGUUUUGUAUUAUGUCUACAAUUAUUUGUGUUGUUACUUAUAUUGCAUUUUUAUUUUUAUUUAUAUUUUGCAUUAAACUGCUGCUAAGAGGAUAACAUUUUUUUAUUUGAAGAUUUUUAAAUAUCAAAUGGUGAUUUUCACUGCUGAGCCAGUAAAUAGAUAUAUGUGACCACAAAAAAAAAGAUGCAUGCAAUUUUAAAAUCAGUCACAAAAUCUCGCACUGGUGUGACAACUUUAGACCGUAAAUAGUGGAAUUGAUGCCCUGAAAUUUAUGGUUUUAUCCAAUCAAGAUGAACAUUAAUUUUGUUAAAGGUAUACCAGACUGGCUUAGUUAUGGCCUAAUCGUGAGAAACAGCCAUUAGCCCAUUACAUAAGUAUGAAUCAUAUCUGAAAUGACUGGUUAGAAUGUAUAAUUUAUUCCAUUCCAUCAGAUUUUUAUUUUAAAAUGCUCUAUAUUAAUUCCCUUUUGUCCAAAAUUAUCUGGAUUUUUUUUGUAAAAAUUAUUGUAGGACAAAAAUGUGCAAAUAAUUUUACUUUUACCACUGUAAUAUUCAAACUUGAUUUUGCAUUGCACACAAGUGUUUCUUUGUUUUUUCUCUUACAUGGCCAAUGUGUGUACUGUUGUUUUCUACUAUGGAUUCAUUUAUUUUCGUGGGCACUAAUUUUCGUGGAUGAAGUAUUCAUGGACAUUUAAUUUUGUGGUUUUGCCGAAGUGUUUAUACAAUCCUUUAGAACAUUUGUCACUCGUUGAACAUUUAAUUUCAUGGUUCAUCUAUAUCAACGAAAUCCAAAAAAAAAAAAAAUCCAACUAAUAAUAAUGAAUCCACAGUUUUUACAAAAAAAUUGUUAUAACACAAAUGCAAGCUUUUUUUUCAACAUAUUGAAUUUUUUUAUACAUACUUUCCAAAUCAUCAUUUGUUAUCUAAAUUGGACACAAGACUUGUGAAUGUUACAUUGUUACAUCAUUAACAUUGUAUGUACAUGUAUUCGGCGUUUUGCAUUUGCGCCGAUCUGCACUUCAUUUGCGCCGAUUUUUUCUUUCAUUUGCGCCGAUAUUUUCUUUCAUUUGCGCCGAUUUUUUUACAGGUAAAUUACAGGUGAAUAGAUAUAAGAAAGAUGUGAUAUGAGUGCCAGUGAGAGAACUCUCCAUCCAAGUCAUGUUAUUUUUCAUUUAACAUUAUAGACCUCUUCCAUUAGCCACUUGCACACAUUUAUGAAUUGUCAAUCAUAACAUGUUUACAUCUGUUUUCCCCAGCUCACAGUGGGGAGGUGGAAAAAGGCCUACAAGAUACAUCUCAAGGACUUUUCCUUGAUCGUAACCGUAGUUCUUUAGCCUCUGUCUUUCGGACAUCUGCCACAUAUUUAUGCUCGAUCUGUGUUUUGACAAGAAAAUCCGUGGUGACUCUGGCUUUACAUAGUUUUAUAUUAGUAAGCUAUGUUGUUAUAUUUCAGGACACUAACCUUCCGAUAUGUAUGGCCCUUGAUGAUUAAGGAAUUGUCUCCUCGGCUCGUUUCAGUGGGCAAUAUGCCCAUCAUGUAACAAUGAAAUUGCAGAAAAAUAUGAAUCAAAAUUAUCUUAAACAUGAAUGAAAAACAUUUAAACAAAAUUUUACCAAUGGUAUAGUAUAUGUACAAGUAUUAAUUUACCUGUAACUCUAAUUAGGAGCAAAUGAAAUCGGCGCAAAUGAAAGAAUGAAAAUUUUCAAAAUCGGCGCAAAUGUCAUAUGCCCCAUGUAUUACUAGUCUAUAAAUGUAUUAUGUAAAAAAAAAUUUGGCAGUAUGUAAUUAGUCAUCAAUAAACAGAUGUGUAUUGAGCUGAAUAUUAAAAGAAAAAUAUCCUUAUGGGAUAUAUUUUUAGUUCUGAUUAUGAACUUUAUCUGUUUGUUGUGUGAACUAUACUAUGGCUACACCAGUAAAGGGUACACAAUUCAAUAUCUUUUGAUAUGAUAAUUUGGUCAAAUAUUUAAUGUAUUACAAUUUUAUAUUUUGAUGUUUAGUUAUUUUUUUUAGUUAAAAUAAUUUUUAAAUCAUCUAAUUGGUUUUGAAUUAAAUGAAACUUGUAUGUAUUUUCAGCAUUGUACAAAUUCAGGGUUGUAGGAAUCAAAUCUCAUUAUUUGAAGUGAAAUAUAAGCAAGUUAGUAACAUGAUAAGAAAUUUUCUUUUCGCAUUAGAAGCAUACUUUUAUGAUGUUAGAAUGGUAAAAGUAACUUAGACUUUUGAAAGAAAAAACUUCUAAAAAUUCAAAGUGUUUCAUGAUGUAAAUUGUACACCAUAGCUAGACGCUCCCUGAGAAAUGUUUUACCUCUUCUUUUUUAUAUUUAGGAUGAACUUAUGUGUUUUCAUUUUGAUCUCCAUGGCCAUUCAAAAUGUAACUGACUUUGCAAAUUAAAAUGUGAAUAUUUUGUGAAACCCCCUCCUGUGCCUGAUGUUUUGUUUCAAUUACAAGUAUUCAGUUAGGGUGGAUAUCAGAAUUCACAUGUUAAUGAAUGUAAGGAGCAUUGCUUAGUUUUAAUUUUUUCUGCUUUUUGUUUUUAAGGUUUCUAUGGACACGAAACAGUAGAUUUUCCAAUGUUUCUAAGCUUUAGACUUGAUUCGAUUUAAUGUAAUGAUGUUGCUUGACUAGUUUUCUGACGUACCUGUACACAAACAUUAUACUUUUCAUAUGUUUUGACAUUGUUAACAUUGAAUGUAUUACUGCAGCAUCUGAUGAAUACAGGUAAAACAUUAAUCUAUAUUCUAUAUUUUUCAUCAAUGUCACUUCAGUUGUAUCAAAAUAUUAUUUUGGUAUAAUUUUACUGUUGUGAAUUUUACAAGUUUUAUA